AUGACUUCAACGAACAGCGAAAAAGAAGAAAUAAUAGAAGAAGUGAAACAGCAGCUUGCAGCAGCUAAUGCACAAGAACUUCUAACCAAGAUGACGGAAAAGUGCUUUUGCAAAUGUAUCACUAGACCAGGUGCCCAAUUAAAUUCCUCUGAACAGAAAUGCAUUUCCAUGUGCAUGGAUCGGUUUAUAGAUUCUUGGAAUCUGGUUUCCCGCGCUUAUGGUACCCGAAUACAGCGUGAACAAAACAGGAUUAAUGCUCACGAUUAUCGCGGUGCUUUGCGUUAUGAAUUUCUUCCGCCAGCCGAAGUUGUUAGCAAUGAACAGCAUUUAAAUAUUACGCGUCGUUUGCGUGAAGUGUUUUGCUUGCCCACCAAUACAUUAAAUGAAAAAUCACUUAAUUCCUUAUUGGUAAUGCGUUAA
Messenger RNA from Glossina fuscipes, 420 nucleotides. Its product is annotated as mitochondrial import inner membrane translocase subunit Tim13-like. The coding region runs from base 1 to 420 and encodes 139 amino acids. The transcript is spliced from 2 exons. Lineage: Eukaryota; Metazoa; Arthropoda; Insecta; Diptera; Glossinidae. The record is from RefSeq and is a predicted model, not a curated record.